AUGAGCUCGCCAGCGGGAGACAGCGGCGCGGCCACGCUGACAGGACCUGCCCCCGUGAAGUGCAUCUUCCCGUACCGCGACCCGAGUCUGCCGCUUGCGCAGCGGCACAAAAUCAUUCUGAUGAAGCGCCGCGUGCGUCUGCAGCAGGAGGCGCUCCUGCGCAAGCGCCAAGCCGCCAACGGCGAGGCAUCCGCGACAAGCGCAGAGCAAGGCAACGGCGAAGAGCCUCAGAAGCUUUUCCUUGCCUCGCCGCUCACAGGCUUCGAAGUCAACUGGAUCAUGGACGACUCGAACCUCGAGAGAUUUCUUCGCGCGCGCGAGUGGAAUGUGGCGAAGGCCUUUGCGCUGCUGAUGGAGACUGUGAAGUUCCGCCGCGAGGCGAAGCCUGAGCGCGUGAAGCCGAGGGAAGUCAUGGCCGCCAACGAUGAUGGCAUCAUGUAUCGCAGAGGCUACGACAAACAUGGGCAUCCUAUCCUCUACAUGAGGCCCGCGAAGAACAAACCCGACGCGGACGCAGAGACGUCGAUCAAGCUUCUGGUGUAUAUGCUUGAGCGCGCGGUUCAGUCCAUGAAGCGGCAGGAAGGCAUCAGCGGAAUCACCUUCAUCGUCGACUACAACGGAUACACGAACGCCAAUCAACCUCCGCUCGCCGUCGCGCUGCGCUUCGUCGACAUUUUCCAAAACUUCUACCCUGAGCGUCUCGCUUUGGCCUUUGUCAUCGACACGCCAUGGUACUUUCCGCCGUUUUGGAACUGCCUCGCGCCUUUCCUGCCCAACCGCACAACGAGCAAAAUCGUCUACUGCGCGACGAACGACCCGAAGUCUCUGGAGCCUCUCUUCGACCAAGUGCCCGCGGAGUACAUUGAGUCUUGGAUCCCGGGCGGGCAGGCGACUGAGCCCUACGACCACGCGGCCUACUGGGCAGCGGAAGCGAAGCAGUUUGAGGGCUACAUGAAGUUCCUGCAAGAGGAGUUCAUCGGCAAGACGCAGGAGCAGCGCCUCGCGGAGGCGAAGGCCUUCCAGGACGCGCAGGCCGCCGGAAAGAAGGGCGACGAGGCCGUUGAGGCCGCGCGGACCGGCGGCGCGGAGGCUAAGAAGGCCGUGGGCGGUGGGUGCGGUGGAGACGCAGACACUCUUCUCGAGAAAGAAGAGGGAGAAGAGGACGUGGAAGAUGAAGAGGACGAGGAGCUAAACGAAGAGCUGAACGAAGACGAGGAGAAACGAAGACUGCUGCAGGAGGCGCUGAAAAGGAACCAGCCGGCGGAGACGUGA
This is a messenger RNA of Besnoitia besnoiti, 1272 nucleotides long. Its product is annotated as CRAL/TRIO domain-containing protein. The record is from RefSeq and is a predicted model, not a curated record. Gene Ontology annotation, molecular function: phosphatidylinositol transfer activity. The transcript has 5 exons. NCBI's taxonomy places the organism in Eukaryota, Apicomplexa, Conoidasida, Eucoccidiorida, Sarcocystidae. Bases 1 to 1272 code for a protein of 423 amino acids.